CACGCAGCCUGACAGCCGCCGCCGUUUCUUCUUCUUCCUCGCAGUCGCAGCGCCGGCGCUCCAUCUUCUGCUCCCUCCCCCACUCGCGCUCGGCACGCAGGCGACGGAGGCGGCGCUUGGGCUCGGGCACUCAGCGACGGCGGGGCAGUCCCAGGCUCGGCGGCGGCGUCAGCGGCUCCCACUCCCGCCUCGCGCCCUCGCCUCCGUACUCCGCACACCGGCCGGCGACCCUGCACUAAUUCUCCAGGAAAGAUGAGCUUGAUAUCCCAGAACGCGGUCCAGAAGCGCCGCCUCAGGAAGAGUGAAGGUGAUGAUGACAAUGACGAGGACAUUGGCUCUCCGACCUCCAUAGAUGCAGAGGGUGGGAAGGAAGCAAAGUUGAAGAAUCACAGUAAGGAAAGGAAGAAGAAAAGGACUAAGGUCCAGGAGUCCCAGCAGAACAAAGAGGAAGAGGAGAUGCGGCAGCUGGAGAGCUCAUUGUUUGGUUCCCUUUAUGCACCACUGGAGUUUGGCACUGAGGUUGGGGCUGCAGUAGUAGCUCCUGACCGGGAUGCGCCUUUGUUUUUCACAGAUAGGUCUGCUGGUGGUGGUGGCAUGGAUUAUUUUCCUAUAUAUGAGGAGGAUAUUUCCCAUGAGGAUGAGGAAGACGUGGUGGGUAUCAAGGGGAGGAAGCCUGUAUGGGUGGAUGAGGAGGAAGAAAGGACAGAGGUGGACAUCGUGAAGGUUUCAAGGUUGAGGAAGCUGAGAAAAGAGGAAGAUCAGCAUUUGAUUUCAGGGAAAGAGUAUGAGGCCAGGCUGCGUGGGCAGCAUGCCAAAUUGAACCCCUUCACUGGCUGGGCUGAUAUGGACCGGAAAACUUCUCUUCCUGUUGCGUCAGAUGGUGAGUCUGAUGAUGAGGGUUGUGUCGAUGAUAUCCUUCAGAAUAACGAUGAGCUUGUUGUCAAGGAUACUGUCAAGCUCUUACCUGGGAUGCUGGAGUUCUCAAGGCUCGUUGAUGCCAAUAUCCAGGAUCCGUCAAAUGGUCCUAUCCAUUCAGUGCAGUUUCAUAGGAAUGGGCAACUGAUGCUUGCUGCAGGUCUGGACAAGCAUCUCAGGUUUUUCCAGAUUGAUGGAAAGAGAAACCCCAAGAUCCAGAGCAUAUUUAUUGAGGACUGUCCAGUACACAAGGCCUCAUUUCUACCUGAUGGCUCUGAGGUGAUCCUAUCAGGCAGGAGAAAGUUCUUCUACUCAUUUGACCUGGUGAAUGCUGCUGUUAGCAAGAUUGGACCUUUGACAGGGCGUGAGGAGAAAAGCCUGGAGAGCUUUGAGAUAUCACCUGAUUCGAGAACCAUUGCUUUUGUCGGUAACGAAGGGUACAUCCUUCUUAUUUCUGCCAAGACAAAGCAGCUCAUUGGAACCCUCAAGAUGAACGGAAGCGUGCGUUCACUGGCUUUUCUGGAUGGUGGAAACCAGCUGCUGAGCAGCGGUGGAGAUGGCCAUGUUUACCACUGGGAUCUCGGAAUGAGGAAGUGCAUCCACAAGGCUUUUGACGACGGUUCCCUGGCUGGCAUUUCACUUUGCACCUCGCAGGACAGCUCUUUGUUUGCCACAGGCUCCACCAGCGGCAUCGUGAACGUGUACAAGGGGGACGAUUUUCUUGGCGGGAAGAGGAAACCACUGAAGACGAUCGAAAACCUGACCACUGACAUUGGCGAAAUGAAAUUCAACCAUGAUGCCCAGAUCUUGGCGAUCAGCUCAAGGAAAGAGAGGAAUGGGAUGAGGCUUGUGCACAUCCCGUCGUUCAACGUGUUCCAGAACUGGCCAGGGCCUCGGUUCAGCCUUCACUAUCCACGGUGCCUGGAUUUCAGCCCUGGCAGCGGGUUCUUGUCUGUUGGACAUGCAGGUGGAAAAGUCCUGCUAUACAAGCUUCACCACUAUAAAAACGCAUGAAACUAGGAUGGUUUCUUGGCAAAACCCAGUUUUGCAUUAUAUUUGUACUCUUGAACACUCCAUGAAUCAAGUGUAUGCUGAUUCAUUCCAGUCAUUGUGCUUUAUGCUUUGCUGCCGCUGGUUUUGAUGCUUCGUACAAGCUGGCAAUCUCAUACAUGUCUUUUGUAGUCAUUCUGCUGCUAUUGCUGUUGGUAAACUAGGCUAAUAUAUGGAAGUAAUCCUGUUGGUAAACUAGGCUAAUAUAUGGAAGUAAUCCUGGAGGCUGGAGCCAUGUUAUGUGAGUAUACAGGGGUAUAUUUAUUGCUCUGAAUCUGAAUCCUUUGGAUAGGAAUUAGGAUGUAUGCAAGCAUUGUUAUUGUUC
Messenger RNA from Sorghum bicolor (sorghum), 2290 nucleotides. Its product is annotated as U3 small nucleolar RNA-associated protein 18 homolog. The transcript has 2 exons. Gene Ontology annotation, cellular component: Pwp2p-containing subcomplex of 90S preribosome; small-subunit processome. Gene Ontology annotation, molecular function: protein binding. Lineage: Eukaryota; Viridiplantae; Streptophyta; Magnoliopsida; Poales; Poaceae. Gene Ontology annotation, biological process: rRNA processing. Bases 253 to 1929 code for a protein of 558 amino acids. The record is from RefSeq and is a predicted model, not a curated record.